Molecule: messenger RNA, 19568 nt
Organism: Hylaeus volcanicus
Lineage: Eukaryota; Metazoa; Arthropoda; Insecta; Hymenoptera; Colletidae
Gene: CAP
Exons: 34
Coding region: 387-15791 (5134 amino acids)
Molecular function (GO): protein binding
Source: RefSeq, a predicted model, not a curated record
AAUAGACGAAGUACGUCAGAAUGUCAGGAAAGACAAAAUCAGAUGGAGGGAGAGACUUACAAAUUGGCGAUUCUAAUAUUGUCCUAGGCACUGGCCGGUAGCUCCCGACAAGCCGGACGCAGUGAACCGACCGUCUCGGCAACAUCGACAUUAGGAACGCCGUUGUCGUUGAUCUCGCGAAAAUUCAUAAAAAUUCAUUGAAAAUUCAUUAAAAAGAAACAAAAAUUGUGUGCACCAUGGACAAGUAUACAAAAGUGGUACUCGACCGGGUUUGAUUAGUGACAUGUUGCCGGAAGUGAGUCUGUAAGCGGAAGUGUUGUCCAGGAAUUCCCUCAGAGCAUUUGCAAGAAUAAAGUUUGGAAGGAAAGUGAUCGAAUUUCGUAACGAUGACGGCGGUGGUUACAAGCCCGUUGCCAGUUGAAGAAAUCGUCCCAGUCUCUGUCAUUAAGUUUCCUUGUUACUUGAAAAAAAAUAACAAAAAAGAACGCCUUGAAAGGGAGACACGGAUUGCUCGUACCUUGUCGUUCUCGUUGACGUAUCAACAACGUUGGAGACGCCCUGGAAGUUUCCCGUGGAGUUUUUCCAUCAUGCUGAAGUUCAGAGCAUCGGGCCAACGAAAUUGCAGCUACACGGUUAAUCCGGGCAGUAAGGCGGCUCAGCAGGGGGUGAGAGAGGGCGAUUUAAUUAGUAGCAUUAAUGGCAGGAGUACCAGGGAUCUAACGAACAGCGAGGCGCAUGCACUCUUACGAAAUGCUGGGGAACAAUUGAAGCUUGGUCUCAAUCAAGAAAACAUUGGCUCCCCAAAGAGACGAAUUUAUAAGAGCAGCCUGCAAGAAAAUAGCACCACCGAAAUUCUCAGUAAGACAACGACGACGAAAAGUACAAGUGCAUUGAAUACAAGAAUUGUAACGACAGAAUCGAAGAAGAACGAAACCAAUAACACAAAACCCGAUCAGAGUUUUGCCAAUCAGAACGGUGGUCCGAAGAGUUCCUUGAUCGAGCAACGAGACGGAACCAAUAAAAGAUUUACCGAAUCCUUGGAGUACGCGACAGACGCGGAAGACGUAGCCAUGCCGCACGGAGCGCGAAACCGCAGGAAUCGCAAAGGUCGCAACAGGAGGCGGUUCCAACGACCUCCAACCCCUGAAAGAGCACCGAAAGACGACGAGAAGCGACUAGAAGAAACACCAAACGACCUACGAGCUUCCUCACAGAGAACGAACGACACGAUACACAGUGACGACGCAGACCCAUCGAAACACAUCGAAACAAACGAAGAAGUCGACGAGGUUCCAAAUGCCUCCAACAACCUCGAGACUCUCAGAAACACGGAGGAGAGAUGUAGAAUCCGCAAAGGCACCGUGGAGCCCAGCGUGAAGGUCGUGGAGAUCACGACCCUAAGCAGCCUGCCGCUAGCGGCCAGGAUCGAUCACAUACCAGGAGUCGGUAUUCUAGAAACAGGCAACAAAGACGACUCGGUCGGUAAUGCAGGUAUAAUCACCUUCAGCGACGCCCUGGAGCCGUUUCGCUCGGCUGCCGAGGCCGUCGACGCUCUAACGCGCGGCGGACGCCUGCAAAUCCAUGACGUAAGCGACUGCGACGUCGAAACCGCGAACGUCAAACCGGUUAUCGUGGAAAUGGAGUCGGACGUCGAGAGAGAUGCGACGGAAGCGCCCUCUGAUAACGAUAUAGAGGAGACGGGGUGCGCCGAGGCCCAUGUUUGGGACAGCGUGAUGCCUAGGGACGUGGAGAGGAAAUUGAGGAGCUUUAUCGAGGACUUGAAGUUGCCGACGUACGCGGAGGACGCGGAGGACGCGGAGGAGACGUGGAGAUCGAGCGAGCGCGUGCGCAGUUUGACUUAUAAAAAGGUUAGGAAACGUGCGGCGCUGGAGUCGUACUACGCGCACUCUGUGGCCGCGAACCGAUUCCUGGAUAUUAUACAGGAGGAGGGGGAGAAGCUGUCGGAGGACGAGGAGCAGCACAUCAGGGAUUUUAUUAAUGAAGAGAUCGGCAAGUAUCGGAGGGAGGAGAGGCGCACCGAUCGACGGAAGUGGGACUUGGAGGCGGGAGGAAGGUUGGAGUGGGAGGAACACGUGAUGAAGAUGGACGCGGUGGAGGGAGAUUCGGAUACGGAUGGCUCGGAGUGGGAGGACGGCGCGGAUUUGAGGAUUAGGGUGAGGGGAGUGAGGGGAGCGGUGUCGAAUGUUGGAGAGGGAGUGGAGGAAGAGGGGGGAGAAUCGGUUGAGGAGGAUGGGUGUGGGUCGAGGGGAAAUUUGGAUGUAGAGGGGUCGGAAUGCGAGGGAAGGAGGGCGAGUGGAGAAGUAUUUGCAGGGAGGUAUGGUUUAUAUGGGGUGGAUUUGAAAGGAAGUGAUUUGGGAUUGCAAAGAGGGAUGAAGGAAGGGAAGGAGAUUUUGGAAAUGGGAGGAGAGUUGCUAGAUGAAACAGAUGAAAAGAAUUUGGUGGUAGAGAGCGUUUCAGAGGCAGGAAGAUCAGAAUUUGAGAAGACUAGAAAUGAAACUAGAAAUUACACUAGAAACGAAGCUAGAAAUGUAACUAGAAAUGAAACUGGAAGUGAAACUAGAAAUAAAACUAGAAAUGAAAGUGGAAAUGAAACUAGAAAUGAAAGUGGACAUGAAACUAAAAAUAAAACUAGAAAUGAAACUAGGAAUGAUAAUCCACUAGUUGAAAAGAAUUUGAAAGGAGCUGUCUCAGAAUCACCAAGUGGCACGAAGGAAGACAAGGAAAUUUUGGAAAUGGGAGGAGAGUCACAGUUGACAGAUGAAAUAAAUAAAAAGAAUUGCGUGGUAAAGAGCGUUUCAGAGGCAGCAAGAUCAAAAUUUGAGAAGACUAGAAAUGAAACUAGAAACGAAACUAGAAAUGUAACUAGAAAUGAAACUGCAAGUGAAACUAGAAAUAAAACUAGAAAUAAAACUAGAAAUGAAACUAGAAAUGUAACUAGGAAUGAAACUAAAAAUGAAACUAGAAAUGAAACUAAAAAUGAAACCAUAAAUAAAACUAGAAAUGAAACUGGAAAUGAAACUGGAAAUGAAACUGGAAAUGAAACUAGAAAUAAAACUAAAAAUGAAAGUGGAAAUGAAACUAAAAAUGAAACUAGAAAUAAAACUGCAAGUGAAACUAGAAAUGAGGCUGAAAGUGUAACUGGAACUGAAACUAGAAAUGAAACUGGAAAUGUAACUAGGAAUGAAACUAAAGAUGAAACUGGAAAUGAAACUAGAAAUAAAACUGGAAAUGAAACUAGAAAUGAAACUAAAAAUAAAACUGAAAAUAAAGCUCAGAACAAAAGCGACACACUCGCAAAAGAUCCCCAAAGAAAUUUAAAAGAACCCCUACAAGAACAACAAUACAAAAAAACCUUCCAAGAAACAAACACUAUAAAAAUAUCGCGCGAGACGCCGAUAAAUAAGUUACCAUCCAGUAAUGAGAACUCCAAUGAUUUCACAGCAAACGCCAAACAAUCGGAAACAGGAAAAUCGCAUUUCUCGCAAAAUAGUUCAACCAUUACUGAAUUCGCGACAGCAGAAUCAAAAGCAAGACACGACGAAUUAAAAUUGGAUAACUGUCAGGAUUCUCGCAUGGCGUUGCCAAAGCAGCCAGAGAUUAAGCAGUUGGAAAUAGCAACAGACAUUUCCGAUUCUAAAAAUGUGCCAUCGAUCAGCGAGCCUGUGAAAAAGAAGCUGCAAGAGAAAAGUGAUGUUAGAAGAAAUUGUAUGUUGCCGGAAAGUAAAGAAAAAAAUUCUGCCAAUGCAGAAGGCUCUGAUAAAUCACUGAAUUUUUCCAAGGCGCCGAGUAAGAAUUUGGAAGCUGAAAAGGAGGCAACAGAAGUUAGAAUAAAUGAAAAUUGUGAAGCGAGCAUGUUGGCAGAAAAUGGAGACAAAUUUUCCAGUGCAGAUCAUGAAGGACUUAAUUCAAGCAAUACUAAUCCAUCGAGGUAUGUUUCAGAGACUGAAAAACAGGCAAUAGAAGUCGGAAUAAAUAAUCCUGAAGCGAGCACGUUGUCAGAGAAUGAAGAAAACUUUUCCGAGAACUCUGCUAAUGCAAAUAAUGAGCCACUCAAUUCAAACGACACUGAUUCACCUAGUAAUGUUUCUGAAAAACAGGCAAUAGGAGCUGCAAUAAAUAAUCCUGAAGCGAGCACGUUGUCAGAAAAUGAAGACAACUCUGCCAAUGCAGAUAAUGAGCCACUCAAUUCAAACAACAUCGAUUCACCUAGCAAUGUUUCUGAAAAACAGGCAAUAGGAGCUGCAAUAAAUAACCCUGAACCUAGUAUACUCUCCCAAAAUGAAUUAAACUCUGCCAAUCUAAACACGGAAUCACUCAAUUUCCGCAAUCUUAAUCCACUGACCACCACCGAUACCUCAAACCCCGCAAAACCCUCAACGAAACCUGCAACAAACACAGAAUAUCCAGCCCCAACUCUUGUACCACCCCAGUACGCAAAAUUGCAAUCACAAGUGCCAAACGUUUCCACGAAAAAAGACCACCGUCGUCCGCCCACGCCACCAAAGAGAUCAUCCAGCCUCAUGGAUGUCGAUUUCUCAGAAAACUCGAGCACUCGUCCUCUUAAUCUCGAUGCCAAUCUCCCAGAGCCUCCGAUCCGCCGCAAAAGGGACAAACGAAAGACAAACGAAAUCUCGGUCGAAGACAGUCCACCAAAUCGUCCUCCAUUGCCCAAAGAAAGCCUCGACGCGUCCAAGCCGCGAUUCACCGCAUCGCCAGCACAGUCGACACCGAUCGAAAGUGUCAGCGAUAUUCUCAGCGUCAUCGGAAGCCUGUCGGAAGUUCCCUCGCGAAACGACGCCGGCUCUCGCGACAACAGCCUGGCCGACUCGUGCCGCUUACCGAUUGCUGACGACUCGAGGGUCCGCGGAGCCACGGCUCGUUUCGAUAGUGACAGCAUCGCCGGAUCGCGCGAUUGCGUCGGGAACGGCGCCGGGCUUGGCAAUGAGGCAAGUCCUGAAAUAACGUGCCGCUACGCGCGGGAAAAGACGCGCGAAAAAUGCUCGGUGCCCGAGUCGUCGACGACGUCCACCGCGUUAGGAUCAGCUGAGCAGUUAAAGAAAGCAGUUAUGGAGUCUUUAAACGUCAAUAAGGAGACCUUCGAGCGUGAGGAGUCUAGAAUUGAAAAGGAAAUGGAGAGGUCCGAGAAACGAUUGGGAGAGGAUGUCGAAUCCAUACGGGAGCAUCAGGUACUCAGCGAGAAGCAGGUUCGCACCAAGGUCGCUAAAAAUAUAACCAAGAGCACCAAGACGAUCCGAUCCACCGUCAGCGACGUCAAGAGGAGCGAACAAGUCCUCGGAAAUGUUUGUUCGAAGGAGCUGACGACCAGCGAGGAAGAGUUCGAAGAGAUAUACAAUCAUUCGAGGAUAACAGAUGAUAGAGCGAGUUGCUAUGCUCGCGAAACCGGUGACGACUGUGAUCGAACCAAGCAAGGAACCGAUAGCAAGGACGAGGAGCGAGGCUCCAGGACCGAACAGUCGAGCGAACCCCAAGGCGACAAGGAAAAGACUGAUACAGCGGACUGCCAGGCCCAGGACUCGUCCAGUAGCGCCACCUCGCUGAGCACGGUGAAGUAUAAUCCAAUGGAAGCGUGGCAAGCCGACGUUUGUUCGAUAAUAGCGGAGGAAGCGAGGAAGAGCAAACUCAGGCGCGAGGACACCGAGUCGUCCAGUCUGAAGAGCAAGCUUCCUCUCUUAAAAAGAGAGGAACCGUACGACCCCGCGACCAGUCACGAGCCUCCAUUGUCCCCAGAGCCCAUACCUUACUCCCCAGUGGAAGAUUUAUACUACGUACCCCUGGAAACUGAAGAUAAUUCCAAAAGUCUCUAUGAAAGUGCCAUCGGAGUUGUCCCGGAGUCUCUGAAGAACCUCUGCAUCAAGCGAAUUCUGUCCAUGCCGUACGGUCUCCAGGUAAUCAACGAGAUAACGGUGCCCAAGUUCGACAUCUUUGAAAGCCUGCGCUCUAUACCGAGCUCUAUACCUCUAUGCACUGUGUUCGCUAGGACAGGAGUGAAGGGAGUAACUGGGAGCGAGGUUAAAGGCGUUCCAGUAAACAUGCAUGGCUGGAGUGGAACCUCUGUUUCGGGCCGGAAGAAACCGGAGCGGUUCGAAGGGAAGGAAGAGAAGGCGAAGAAAGAAAAGGCGAAGAAAGAGAAGGAGAAGAAAGAGGAAGCGAUGGUGGAUGGGAGUUCGUGGCUAGGUCUCACCACCGCAAGAGACCCGAGGCUGCUCGUCUGUCUUUCACCAUCGCAGCAGAAGACGGCGAUAAAGACCAGCGCCGAUAACUUGUUGGACCUCCACAGGAAGUUCCUCAACAGGCACAGCUACUACGAGGAGGAACCACCGGCGAGGGUUCCGGUUCCUAAAUACAGGGUCGAGGUACGUCCGGUGGUCCAGGAAGCAGAGAGGAGUCACGGAUCCUGCAAACCGGUUGGAAUUGACAGCAAGCCGACCAAUAGACUACUGGAGAUCAUAAAGGAGAACUCUGGGAAUGAUCGGGCUCCUGAGCAAUUAAAGAGCACUGUAAAUGAGAAAGUGAGGUUCGAGGAAACGAGUCGGUCCGAGUCCACCGCGAGAUCCACCGUUGAUAAAGGUCGGGAGCGUCUCAAGGCCACUCGCCUCUGCGACUGGUUGCACCUUGCUAGAUGCGAGCCCGUCGAUGCGCCGUGCCACGCGCUCUCCGAAUCUCUCUCCGGAUCUCUCUCCGAUGAUUUAUUAAUAGAACCGUCGGGUGAGAGAGAGUCCUUUAAGACACCUCCGAGCGUCCCCGCGCGAUUUCACAGCAACCAACCGGAUACAAAGGAUCUCGACGACAACAAACACACAUGCUUCGCGAUCCCAUCCUCGAAUUCACCAAAAAGGCCAGACCCUCCAGCCAGAAGCUCCACGCCGUUCAACAGGAGCCCCAUCACGCUGAACAGCGCCCUAAUCGACAAAUCGCCCUCAUCGGCCGCCAUGAUGGAUCCCGCUGGCAAGAAGACGCCGCCUCGAAGGACUAUCGACCCGCGCUACAACGUAAAUCCGGCGCUGAUCGACGACAGGGUCGAGGUUCCGCCGCGAACGAAACGCGUGGUGAAUGUGGACAGGUCGUGCAUCGACACCACGAGCAUCUUCGACCAGAGCCCGCCCAGGUGCCACCUGGAGCCGCGCAGGUACAAGAACCCGGAGAAUCUCAAGCACGUGACCGCUGCGGAGAUCAUGGAGAACCUGAAGAUGCUCCAGAUGGACGCGGAGGAUCAGCUGGAGGACACAGGCCGGGAAUCACUGUCGAGCGACCUGGCGCAGCAGUUGAGGUAUGUAGAAUUGCUGGAGAACCAACUGAAGAAUGUUAUAUUGGCCGAGGAGGAGGAGAAGGAGGCCUUCGAGGAGUUCCAGGUGCAGGUGAAGCGGUGGCGGGAGAGAGGAACACCGGAGGAGUCGAAGACGUCGGGAGUGAGGAGCAAAAGCUCCUUGGAGAAGGAUGGUUCUAUGGAGAAGGAUCGCUCGGAAAAGGUAGACAAGGACGGGAAGAAAGAGUCAGAGUCGGAGUCCCGGCAGAAGAUUGAGACCCUGGCGCCAUCUACUAUCGCGAGCGUGGCGCCAUCUACCAUCGCGAGCGUGGCGCCAUCUACCAUCGCGAGCGUGGCGCCAUCUACCAUCGCGAGCGUGGCGCCAUCUACCGUCGCGAGCGUGGCGCCAUCUACCAUCGCGAGCGUGGCGCCAUCUACCAUCGGCGAGAGUGAACAGCUUCCCAAGAUGGCGGCCGAGACGGGCCAUAUCUCGGAGAGCAACCGAGAAACCACAAGACUCGGGAAACCAAGAACCUCGGCCGUCCUGGUUAACGGCGAGGCGUUCCGUCGCCGGAUGUACGACGAGUAUGUGGACAAGGUCCUGGAGAGGGAGGAGAGGAAGUAUCACAAAGUCGUGAAGAUCAGCACGCACGAGGAAAUCGGUAAACCGAAGGGGAAAUCGGAGAUGAGCGCCGUCGAGAGAGAGUUUAUCGAGAAGGCGAGGAGCAGACUGAACAAAUUCGGAAUAAACCUCGACGGGAGCGAGUCGGAGACCGAGGGUGGGAGAGACAGCGAGGGGAGGAGACGAGGGGAAGUCGAGGAGAGGGGCGACAUUCCAAGAGCGAAGUGUUUGAUCGACGGGAAGGAAUUCGGGGACGAGAGAGAAUUGCCCGAGCAUUUGCAAGAGUUCCUUCGAAUAUCCGCAACGACGAACGCCAGCGACGUUGUAGGGCGUGGUUAUGAUUUUGCGACAAAGGGGAAUGACAAUGAAAGCGAUCUGCUGCACGAGAUCGACGGUGCUUUGAAAGUCGGCAAAGGAUUUCUGUUUGGGAAAGAGAACGUUAUGUUCGCUCCCACGUUUAAAGCUUCGUCCGCGACACCAGGCAUUUGGUCACCUGGAAGUGAGCCACCGCCAGACCCCAAGGAGCCAAGUCCUCAUCGAAAAGAGUCUCAAAAGGACGACGGAAUCCCUCCCGUUUGGACACCUUCCAGCGCCGGAGCCAGUCCUGUUCCAGAGAGAAAGGAAUUUCGACCGGUGCAAUUUGAAAGCCCCGUUCUAAGCCGAAAAAAACUAGCACAGCAGGAAACUGCUCAAGAGACACCGCCACCUUGGAAAGCUGAAGAAGGAAGGAAGGAAACGUUGGAAAGUAGUUACGAGAGCAGCACACGAAUCGUUAAUUCGCAUUCAGCCCCUUCGCAAGGGCUAAACUCGCUGGCAUCGACGCCCCGUCUGCCUCGUGCUCAAAAUCCAACCAUAACUUUGCUGCAAAAAGCAAGGGAGGGACAAUUACCAAAAGGGGCAGCUUACUUAGAGGAAACCGAAACGGUGAGGCGCCCCCUGAGUGACGAAAAGCCACUAAUUAGCCCCGGAGAGAUAAUCUACACUGUGAAGAAAGAGUACGAGAGCGAGCCGGAAACGGAUAAUGAACCGCCGAAGAAGAUGGCCGAUUUGGGUCCUCGAAAAUUCUCGGGUAUUGGCCCGACGACUAAGGAGGGUAUUCCCCUCGUUUUGAGAUCGGAAGUCAAGGAGAAUAAUCAAACAAAGUGGUACAAGAAAAUGUAUGACUCGUUGCACCGUACUGAUAGAAGCGAUGACUACGUAACCAUUCGUUACAAACCAAGACGAGGGAUAAGGUACGGCUACGGAAGCAGCAGUGGAUACUUGAGCGAGCCGGAACACCGCUUGUACUCCGAACGUUCUGCUACAUUUGAUAGUCGUCGACGUCUACGUAACAAAGAAAAUGAUUUCUCCACGUCGACUAUGCCCAGGAAAAACGGAGCGCUGAAAUACAGCACGGAUAUUUACAAGAAUCAACCAGGACGCAUCGAGGAUUACGAGCCUGGACGGUCGUCCAUCGCCGAAAAGGAAGCCAAAGAGUGGUGGGACGAGGUCAUGGACAUAUUUGAUGGGUGGUUGAACGAGAAUGGACGUCCUCAGGGUACGGGGAUGGAGGAGCUGAGGAACGCGCAGCUGAGCCACCGUGUUCUAAGCCUCUCCUACCGACCGGAAACUAGUCGCAAUCCAUUCGAUCAACGAAACAACCGUCCAGCGAAACCGUAUAUGGCACAUGCUCUUAAAGAAUCAGGCUACGAGAGUGAUUCUACGCUAGUGUUUCGUCGCAAAGAAGACAUAAGUCCUUUGAGUCAACUCGAGCAAAGACUGGCUUACAAAACAGUGCAAAGCGGCGGUGACGUGCCCCUUCAUGGACUUCGCAAACCAGCUCCCGAACGACCGAAGGACGACUCGGUGGUCGAGUAUUUCCCUAUCUCGCCCACGUUGACGCGGAUCCGCGUUCACAGGAGAACCGCUUCGUCAACUCGAGUAUCCUCGAUCAUCCGAACCCCAACCAUCAAGAAAAUGGACGUUUCAUCAAAACCGAAAGAUUUCACCAAUCCCCGCGGCAGAACAUUUCCGUUAACGAGGCCGCCAUCGCCUCCGCGGAGACAAUCCUCGCGAAACAACAAAACCCUGAAGCUGUACACCCAACAGCAACCGGUGGGCACGUCUCAGAGCUCCAAAUCGAGGCACAGGCAGUGCUUCGCUCCCGACAGCGCAUCAAACAUUAACUCUGCCAGAGAACGUUUCUGUAAUUUAGAAAAAUACAAGAAGAACCGAGAAAACUCGAGGACUUCGAGUCUAGCUCGAGCAACGUCCACGAGUCCCGGCUCGUCUCGAGCGAAACUUCCCGCAAUGGCCGUCAGCUUCAACAGAAAGCCGUCGGAGCGCUGCCCGUCGCAAAGCUUGUCGGACGCAUGCGCAGAGAAAGGCGCAACUGCGCCGCGCAGCAGGAAUCGAGUCUGCGCUGCGACGCCGCCAUCUUGGAAAGUCGUGGCUCCAACCAAGUCUCCCAAGUGCGCAGUUCCCGCGCUAAUGAAGCCGAAGGAAAGGCCUUAUCUUGAAAAUAGUGUUCAUCAUUCCUCGAGUCUGAGGAAUUGUGUGAAGAUAAGAGGGAGUGAACGUUUGGCGAAGAGGGAGCAGGAACAGGUGUCCAAGAGGCUUGUUAAAUCAGUUAAUUUGACACAGAAAUUCAGAGAAGGCGAUGUUCAGACUAGAACUGUUCCGACUGGGACUGUCGUUAGAACAACAUCGACGUUGCACAUUUCCAAGAAUCUUAAUGAUAAAUUUUUGAAAGGAACCUCAAAAGUAUCCUCACAGGAUAUUUCACAUUCGAAGAGAACGGACUCGGCUUUAACCUCAAAGUCGAUGUCUUCGAUGCCAUUGCUGAAGUCAUCCUCGGCACCUUCGGCGUCGGUUAUAAGGAAGUCGGUGUUAACGGACGCCAAGAAGCCUAGAUCGACGACCAAGCCACUGGAGAAGGUAUUAAAUAAGGAUUGUUUAAGAUCGUUGACGCCUUUCUCGGACAGCGAGGCGACCAGGAGGAAGAGGAUCAGAGAGAAGCCUCAGACCAUCACUAGGACACCUGUUCGGAAAGCUGAGACCACUCAGGCGAGUCCUGAUUCGAUUAGGAAAAAGGUGGAGAUGAAGAAGAAAUUGAAGAAAGAUAACGGAAUCGUAAAAGGAAAGAGACUCGCGAAUGGAAAGAAGGAGGUAGAUAAGGAAAGAGAUAAGGACAUCACGAAAAGAGAUAAUAUAGAAAACGAGGAGCCAAACACCAGACGAAAGGCUUAUAAAAUAUUCGAGCAGCCUAGAUUGACCAUAGAGGAAAUCAAAAGACACCAAGAGGCGACGCGAUCGGACUCCUUCUUCCAGAACCUCUUCCUCAGGUCCGCCUCCUCGAGCUCCAGUCAGAACAUUUCCUCCAGGAAAUCCCUGGUAUCCGAACGCGCCAGAAUCUACCAAGAGGGCUGCAUCCGUGAGUCUUGCAGAUCCGAGCCGUCCUUGAAGUCCCUCAGCAUCUAUCUAGCCUACAAACGUCCAGUCUCGAACUCGAAAUUCAGAAGCUGGGAACGCGAGAGUGUCUCUUCGAGGAGCUCCAGCCCGUUCGGCGUCAGCUGGCCCGGCAGGUCCGUGUUCCAGAUGAUCAGCAAGUUCGAUAGUUUGUCAGGCAUCGACGACUUCGGUUCAUCCGCGACACUACGCGACCGUAGUCCGGAUUCGGUCAGGGAACGGCUGAAAGAGAGAAGCUCCAGCGAGCCGCCAUUGAAGGCUCUGUCGGAAUAUACAGAGUCCAGGUGUUCCUCUUCGAGAACCUCUUCGCCGGUCAGGUCGCCGUCUUUUCGGCGCAUAAGAACUCUGAGGCAGGAUAAAGCGGAGGACGCGAGGAAGGUUAGGAAUGAAGAGGUUAGGGCGAGGAGCGCCAACGAGCGCGAGAAGAUAACUACAUUGGGCUCCACCUUGUCGUUAACAAGGAGCACCAGCUCCCUCUGCGCCUUUCCGACCGACCGCGAGGAGUACCAUCGGUACGUUUUCGAAUUGCUACGCGACAGAAGAAAAUCAGAGAAGUACAAAGAGCUGCGGGACUUCUACUGCAGCCUCGAGAGACUCGCCCAGCUGGAGAGGACGUUCUCCACUGGCGAUCUACGACCGAGGAACGAGGAUAUCAUAGACUACGACCGCUGGAAGAGAGUGAGGUCGCGCGAGAAGGCCGAGAGCGAGCGCAACGUCCUCUAUGGGAAGUUAAGAGCGGCUCAACGCGACAAGGACUUCUUGUUCAGUACCAAAGAUACGAGCAGGUUCAAGUGGCGUGGCGAUCGCGGUUUGAGGUGCAAGGAGCGCUCGGUGGAGAACAUAGUGCGGCAGUUUAAGAGGCUGCAGGAUGAGGAGUGCGAGCUGAACUCGGCUAGGAAGAGAGAUCUGCGAGAGAUCUCGUCGAUAAAAGACACUUACAAGCCUCUUUGGCGCGGGACGUCCGUGAUCAACGUCGCGAGCACGAUGCAGGAGAAGGCCAACAGCGGUCGGAACGGCGACAGGAGGUUUGAUCGCUCGGAUCAGCCCUCCCUGCAGAGGAGCCUCGGCGGCAGUAAGAAAUUCUGGAGCAGCCUGUCCAUCGAGCAAGUGGCGACCCUGAAGAAACAGCUGAACGAGAUCUACGGGAGCGGGAAUCUACAGAAAUCAGCGACCGCAGCGUCCCUAAAGCCGGAUACUUACAAGUCCGAGAUCCUCAAUGAUUCUUCUCCUACUGAUACACGGGAACCUCUGUCGAAGUACGAGAUCGAGGUUUCUCCUCGGGUAGACUUAACAGACGGUGCUCGCGACGAUGGGAAAGGGCUUCACGUGCGGUGCCACUCGAUGAUCGCUGCGAACGAGACAUCUGGCGAGAGAUCCUCGAGUCAGAAACUGUCGGUAAAUAGUUCGGAAUUGAAAUUGAAGAGAGGUGACGCCAUUGGCCGAGGGAAGGGCCUGGAGAGGUCCCAAUCGGACGGUUCAGCGAUGAGAUUAUCCAUGAGCGAACUCGAGAAGCAGAGGCUCUCCGUGACGCUAGGAAAGGAGGUCCUGGAUAAAGUCUCCCGGAGGCGGAUGUCAAUGCCUGGUCCUUGCAGUGUGCCUCCAGAGCCGCAGAAAAUACCGAAACCGGUUCUAGCUUCCGUCGCACCCAGCGCAGCUAGCACUUCCCCAAGAAGUUGUUACUCCCUAGAAUCAUCCUACACCGAGGACCCUUCCAAUCCCAAAGAGAGGAACGACUUCCUGGUGGUCCUGACGCCUAACACCGAUAGCUCCGCCGACCGGGAGCGAGUGGAGACCGUACUAGAGGAGUGGUCGCGGAAACCACCUCUCCUGACCGUAGCUCUACCAACCAACAACCUCCAAACAAAAACCGCAGGCUUCAAUUCCGGCAGCGAGAGGGACAGCACCACAGGCAGCUCCGAGACUUCCAUAAAAACAGUGAUCCAACGCAGCGUAGACUACGAGGACGUCCCAAAGAAGAUCGAGUUCUUCGAGAACGUUCAGAAGACGAAGCACGCACCGAAUCGUGGAAACCAAGAUCCAGAAAGGCGCCGGAUCGGUGGACUGUCCCAUUCCCAGAGCUUCGCCGACCUGAAGGAAUUGUUCGGCGAGACGGACUCCGGUAAAUACGCGACCCUGGCGCGUUUGGGUUACCGGACACGCUCGAUAUCCCCGCGGGGAAUGGCGGAGAGAGGGUCCCGCAGCCCCGCGCGGGAAGCGGAUGCCGGCACGCGACGUUCGCUCCGGUCGUGGUCGUGGGACCGUGAACCGGAUAGGCCGGUCAGUCCAUGUCGCGCAACGGUGCGAUCGAAUUCGUCCUGCAGCUUAGAGAGCGUUUGGCUGCGCGCCUCCUCGCCGGAUCCGGAGAAGUACUGGCGCGCCUACCUGAGGCUCGUCAGGAACGGCACGGUGAAGCAGCUGAAAGUCAAAUUCGAAAGCGCCGAGGACAUCCACACCGGGAGUUUGAAAAUCAAUCCAGCGCCUAAAAGGUUCCGUAGCGAUCCAGAGCUGACGCGGCGUCUUUUGAAGAAGGUCGACGACAGCAAGAAUCUAUUGAAGCCGCACGAGUUCGCGGACGUGGCCUGGCUGCGGCGCAAGUACGAGCCGCGGAGAGGAAAGGCUAGGCGGAGAGGGGAGUCCCCGCCUAUUCCGCGCGUGCCGCUCAAACGCGAGGACUUGGCGAUGCCGCAUAUAGACGUCAUCAGCAAGACGGCUGAGCUGAAGGACUCCUCGGUUUCUACCGUGACCAAUGGCGUGGCUAGGAGGGCGGAGACGGAGGAACUCGAGGCGAAGAAAGCAGUCGGUCGCUUGAGGAAGAAGUUUGAGGAGUUCGCGAGCCGGAAGACGUCGAUUCUGGGAGAGAUGUUCACCUCGUCGCCGGAUGUCCGCGAGCUGCGGGAUAUUGGUCCUUAUUUGGCUGGGCGAUGGGUGGCUCACAGGUACCCCAGUCGGCGAGAUAAUAUGCGUUCGCUGUCCUCGCCUCCGGAUCUGGCUGGGAGAUCUUCUUCGAAAAAUCGUGCGGAUUCGGGAGAGCUGGGGGCGGAGACGAGCGGCGAAAGCAAGCCGAUGGGCAGGCUACGGGCUUCGUCGAGAGAGCCAGGGUCUUUGAAACAGAGUGAAUCGUUAGGGAAAGAACAGUUCGAUCCAGAUAAGCACAGGCCGAGGUUUAGGUACCAACCUCCGCCGCCGACAUCUUUGCCUAGCUUGCGACGGAAGACCGGGUCGUGGUGGUCGCCGAUACCUGUCUACACCGCUCGACCCACUGUCACUUUUGAAGAGUAUACGAACGCGCCUCCGCCGCCGCCAAAAUGCCAACACUACAGAGACGACUGUCAAGAAUCACCGAGGCGUUAUGUGGAGGGCGAGGUGACGAUUCACUAUCGUUCACCAGUACGUACAGAGGCGAAGGAGCCAUUAAGUGAGGAAGAACUCGCACGUCGAAGCGCAGAGAACAUGCGACGCGUUUAUCAAGAGGAACGUCGUCGCAAGUAUCUUCAGGAACUUCAUGACAUCGAUUCGCGACGUCACACUGACAACUUCAUACCAUCGCAGAAGUCGCCGAUCCCUUUGAACCGUUACGACGACUUCGUGGACGACCUGAGCCACAGAAGUAGAUCGCAGGAGCAAACGCCGGAACCACGGCUGGUAGCGAGAGCGCUUUACAACUUUAUCGGUCAAUCCUCGCGGGAAUUGAACUUCCGUCGCGGUGACAUAAUAUUUGUCCGUCGCCAGGUGGACAAGAACUGGUACGAGGGGGAACACAAUGCUAUGAUCGGACUGUUUCCAUCGAAUUACGUCGAGAUUUUACCAUACGAUGGCAUGAGAACAACACCAAAGAAACCUUACGAAGGUCAAGCAAGAGCUAAAUUCAACUUCGUCGCUCAGACCAAUCUCGAACUUUCAUUGGCCAAAGGAGAGUUCGUUGUCCUGACAAGGAGAGUGGAUGAGAACUGGUAUGAGGGACGUAUUGGAAAUCGAAAAGGAAUAUUCCCUAUCUCUUACGUCGAAGUCAUUACAGAACCUGGACACAGAUCAGAAACACCAGUUCAAAAUAAACCAGUUGCCGCUCCAGCCGCGCACAGUCUCCUAGCAAACGGAUCAGCUGGGGGAAAAAUGAGCAUGGGACAUCAUCACUACAUGCCGUCCAUACCAGUCAAUAUAAACACAACUCAGCCCCACUUCAAUUCACUGCCAAGAAUGGGAGGAAGCAAAUUGCACGUGACGCAGCUCAACGAAGAAUUGCACAUCGAUACACACUCCGAGCCGAUACCAUACCGAGCCCUGUACCCUUACAGACCUCAAAACGAAGACGAGCUGGAGUUAAAGGAAGGCGACACGGUGUACGUGAUGGAGAAAUGCGACGACGGUUGGUACGUAGGUUCUAGUCAGAGGACGGGUUACUUCGGCACGUUCCCUGGCAACUACGUGGAGAGAUUGUGAGGAACAACGACGAGCCUCGUCGCUCCGCGUAUCGAGCCGCAUAUUAUGCUUUACCAAAGCGCUAAGUCGACCCAUUAACAUAGAUGAAAUUUAACCAUAACGCGUCGAUGAUAAGGGACGAAGAAAACACACGUCACAACAGUCUUCCUUAACCGAUAUCGACGUCGACGUUGCUCCAAUGAUAAACGCAGUCACGCAACUCGACACGAUGAACCUUAUCGUCGAAUUUACCAAAAACUUAUCCUAAGGUUACGAAUAACGUGUAAGUAGUGUACAAUAACAUUUACUUAUUUAUUAUACCAUUCACGAGGACAAUUGCGUCGAGCGGACAUAGGCGUUCGAGAUUAGGAAGAGAAUGGACAGCGUUCAUUCGCGUUCUUUUUUAGACAAAAUUUAAGGUUAUUUCUUGCGAAACAGAAAAAUUGUAAAAUAGAGCGUAACCUUAAGAGUUUGUUGAAAGCUAGCUCGUGAGAAUAUUCUGGUAUGCUUGUUUGAAACGAAGAAGUUUCCGUCGGGCCUAUUUUCGCUAGGGCCACCUAUAGGCUACAGUAAUCGAAGGGUCUAUCUGGUUUCACCAGCAACGAACAAAGUUAUUCGUCCAUUUAACCCUUUGCACUUGAGAGGUGACUCUCAGUCACCAUUAGGUCUCACGCAGCAAAUCUAAAAUACCUAAUGUUUCUUUAGGUUUCAUUUCUUUGGAGCUCCAAGUGUUAAUAAAAUGAUUGUUGAUGAGGUAAAGGUGACCUUAUUCUCAAAUCUAAAUAGCUUAGAAUCCAUGGCAAUAGAAUGUUAAGAAACAUCUCGAGUUGCUGGCAGAUACCAGAAAAAAAGGCCUCGACUGCAAAGGGUUAAUUAUUUAAUCGGUCAGAUGGCAAAUGGACUGCUGAUGUUUGCAGACGAAGAGAAUUGUGUUCAUUGAGAAGAUGCUAGGAGGACGUCAACAAUUUAUAAUAAAUUUGUGUACCGCACAGAUUACUAAUAUGGAACUAUUCUUAUGCGAAUAGUAUUUUUCGACAUGAGACUCUUGUUGCAAACGAGUCAUCAUUGUCAAAAAUUUCCAAACAAGGUGUUACGAGAUUCGUUGGUUCAAAAUUAAUAAUAAUACUUUGUAUUUUUGCAACUAAAACAAGUCAUAAAAGAUUUCACAACUUUCUAGUGAAUAUCUGACUCAAUUUUCCAAAUUUCUUAAGCAUUCAAAUACAAUUACUUUGGUCUUCCUGGAUUUUUAACUGAACACCAUUAUCUAUGAUGCAUAAACAAACAUUUAGCUUCGAACCUGGACCACACCAAACUUUAAGAAUAAAUUUCUUCAUCGUUAGUGAAACUGGAUACAUACUUACAUACCGCCUAAGUUUAAGAUGAGCCAAAGAUGUAAAGGUCUCGAGCAUUUUGUCUUGAGCCAGCGUUAAACGAUUGAAUACACGAACGUUUGUCUUGUUUCAAUGUAUCCAAGAUGAGAUAUGCUUUUGUCAAGAUUAUUCCGAAUCGAGAGGUUCACAUUAAAAAUGAAAAAGAAGAAAUGAAACAUAAACAAGAACCGUGAAUUCGAAUUCGAGGAACACGUUUCCUUCUGUGUUUGGUAUUGUAGAUAAAUCAACCGCGCUGAUUGUUACAUUCGUGAUUAUCCAAAUGUAAACGAUUUAUAAUUGAAAGUUUGCCUUCCCAAAUUAAUAUUUUUGUAAACAUUAUUUGUACCCAGAGUUAUAUAUGAAUUAUAUAAUGUAUAGAAGGUAUACGUUUGUAUAUCUGUUAUAUGUAAUUAUAUAUAGUUAUAAUAUAUGAAAAUGUAAUUGUAGAGAUAUUUAAUUACGUAAUUAUCUAUGCACGUGUUAAAAGUACGUACACGUAAGGUUCACACUCGAGUCGUGUGUUCAUAUUAAUCGUAACGAAUUUAAUGAUUUUCGCCGAUAUAACGAAAACGAAACUGCGAUCAGAAAAUCGACUUAUCACGAUGUUUCGCCAUCACGUUAAACGAUUAGGCUAUCCCUGAACUUUCAGGGGAAAAAGACUAACGUGAAUUUGGAAAGCAGACAAUACUAAUUACUAUUGUAACUCCCUGCGACGAGAAAGGGAAAAACUGAGUACGUAAUAAGGGCAUUAAUUCAACGAGUGCGACUAAUAAUCACAGGUCGAUAUUCCUUACACCGAUUCUCGACUAAAACAAACGAGCUUCUAGUCAGGAGCGUACGACUCAACGACUUGUCGUAUAUCGACAUUUUUCUACGUGUAAAACACUCGUGUCGAUCUGUAGUGCGUUUCAGAAUUACAGGUACAAUUAUCGCUAGCUUUUCAAAUUAACGAAUUUCAAGUAACAUACUUUUAGUUUAAAUGUUUUUUUUUUUUUAGACAUGUUUGGCACUUACUUUUAUCGUUUAAUUUCCUUGGAUUGAUAAUCAGUAGACUGCGGAUCUUUAUGGAAAAUAAAAUCUUCGCGAACGUGCCUACAAAAAUUGAAGCUAAAUGGGAAUUUAUUUUAUUCUGUAAAUAUUAUAACAUGAACUUUACUUCCAAUCUUUUUUAUAUUCUUGCAUAUUGUUUGCAUUUUGUAGGAUCUUGCACAUUCAAAUUUCCUAUAAAUGCAUAAUGAUCCACAGUCUAAUAAUCAGGCUUCAAAUAAAUGAAAUUCUCUAAGUAAUCGCAAGGAAUGUUUUACAUUUAGUUUGAAUAAACAUAGGAAACUGCUUUAAAUUAGUAUGAAUAAUUAGCAAUGAAAAGAAAGGAUUUCGUGAGCAAAGAAACUAACAGACAUGAAUUUAUAAUAUAAAAUGUUACAAAAUAGUAUAGAAUGCACUAUUAUUAAAAGUGUAAAUAGUUAAAAGUGUAAAUUGAUCUGUCGCAUGAUAUGGAUUUCUGUAUGAAUUUGAUCGAUAGAUCAUUGUAUAGUACAGUAUGCGAUACGUAUACUUGUAUAAACAUACAAACUAAAAAUUAUGAUUAGUUUUAAACUAGGAUGGCUCCGUACAAAGAACUAGUGAGUGCGUACUAAUUUUAUUGGAUAGUAAUUCGUAAUUUGCAAAAAAAAUAGCCUGCAAAGUAGUAAAAAGUGUUUCAUCUCUACGAAAGGAACCAUUUGUUGUCCCACGAGGAUGUAUUAUUAACUUCUUGUUGAGUACUAUUAAGUUAUUUAGUUUGUGUGCAUAAACUUCACACUGUUUUUCUAAAUACAGUAAAAACUGAAUGCUCCAGUCUUCUAAAAUUAAAAGUAACAAAAUUAUAUUUCAUAUUUUGACUGAUUUUGUCACGAGCUCUGUAAUUCUCAAUCAUAUCUAGCUUCCAAUAGAGAUACAUUAAAUUCAUAAAUAAAAAUAAUCUACGCUUAAUAAAAUAUUCUUGUGUUUCUUUAUUUUUGUUUUAUGUUCUUUGUCUGAUUGGUUCGAUACCUGUAUUUCUGAAACAACCUUUGCGUACUUGCGUACAUAUCUUACGUUACGUGCAUAUCUUCGCUGAUUUUGAGCAAAUGUAAUGUUCUCAAACGCAAAUUCCUAUAAGAGACAGUUUAAAGAAACCGAUAAACGGAAGACAAGAUAGAGUCGAGUCUUCCAAGUGUCCGAAUAAGUUUCUUUGCUCCUCGUGGAGGUCGAAGAAGUGAAUAUGAUAAUAUGGAACAUCAUAUCAUACGAAGCAGAGUUCCAUACUACCAUCUUCCCUUCGAUAUUUAUUAACGUGAUUCGUCCUGCUUGAUUUGAAUUCGUUUUGCCAAAUUUUUAACUCGCACCCCUAACAAUGUUACUGUGUACUAUACACUCGAAAUUGAAAUAAACCUUAGCCUGUUAUCAA